AGCCUUUAGCAAUAGAUUGAUUAUGUAUUUCAUUAUGCGAUUCAUUGCCACAAACCAGUGUCCACUGUCCAGUGUUAGUUUGCAGCGACGGGUAGCCUUUUAUCGAUCCCACGUUAAAAACUCAUUCUACAGGUGUCGUGCGGUCGCGUGUCCGAUGUAAAGUCGAGACUUUGCUACGAUAUCAGAAGUUCUGAACACAAUUCUCGUAUACCGAGACUGUCAUUGCAGUACUCCGUCACGAUGAGAUGGUCGACAGAGACAUGUCUAAGCGCAAUCCUACUCCUGCUGGUAUCGUCGGCGGUGGACGCUAGUUUUUGGGACACCAUUCCAGUGGUGUCGCAAUUAAAGUCGGCCGUGCAGGCGAUCGCCGGCGACUUGGAAGCGGCGCGGCAGACGCAAAUCAACUUCGCCAACCAGAUGCCGGUGGUAUCGCAGAUCAAGUCGGCCGUGGAGGCGGCCACCGGUGACGAGCAGGCGGCCCGCCGCACGCAGAUACACUUUUUGAAAAACGCAGAGACACUGGUAGACGGUACGCCGGUGGUCGGCCACAUCAAGGGCGGCAUACACAUGUUGGCCGGCGACAAGGAACGCGGGCUGGACAUCAUCCGGGGCGCGACCAGCACCACUGGCGCCGUUGUCGGCGGCGUGCUGGGCGGACCGGCUGGUGCGGUCGCCGGUGGCCUGGCCACGGACUUAAUAACAACGAACAUAGAUACGGCGGUCGCGGCCGCUAACGACGACGACCCGCAAAUCAAGCCGUACGGCAUGGUCGAUUAUGUGAUGAACAUCGACAAGAAGUCCGUCGGCGAACACUUUGACGUGAUCACGGGCAUGGGCGCGGAUGUGGCAGGCGGCACGAUGGCGAAAAAAAGCAGUGGCGGUGGCGGCAAAUCGUCCGCUGCGACGAAACCGAACAAGCCGCCGCGAACGACUACCGCCGAUCAAUCAAAACCCAUAACGUUUGGCGCCGGAGAGGGCAGGCGAACGCAACCGGGCGUGACCACCAUCGUCAGGGAUGGUGUAGAGGUACACGCCAACAGUGUGGUGAUCAAGGACGGGAUGGAGGUGAACAAGUUCGAACUGGAGGUAGACCGGCCGGUGCAGGUACUGGACGACGCGGCCGAGUACGAGGCGCUCAGGCCCAAGCCCGGCGACAAACCAUUCAUGUCGGUCGCAGUCGACCUGGACAGCCCCAUGGUCGAGCGGAACCUGCACCCGGCCCAGUUCGACAAGACGGCGCUGGAAGUGUCCCGUCUGGGGGGCGGCGGCGACGGCCGACGGUGGUUCACCCCGUUAACCGGCCUGGACGUCAAGUACCUGGACCGGGUCCGUCAAGUGGACUUCCGCGUCAUCAAUGACGUGGGCGGCACGACCAACUGCUACUUCUGCACUGCGGCCGCGUUCAAGGGGUGCUCGGUGAGCACGCUAACGACCGCCUAUCGCAUCAAGCCCAUGAGCGUCUGGAACGCCGCGUCCGUGGCCACCAUGGUGGACGUGUUCAAGCGGAUCGGGCUGUCAGGCACCUCGUUCCGCCAGUUCGCCGACCGCACGGCCUACGUCCACUCUGAUGGUGGCCACGUGGUCUCGCUGCGGGCGUGGAAGGAUUCGUCGUCAAGCUCGCCCGUCAGCACUCUGAUCGCGGACUACCAGGCACCAUUGCCCGGCAGACCGUUUUCGGACCGGUUCAAAGCGUCCGUGCCGGCGUCAAACAAUUACUUCCUGUUCUCGUUCGAAAAGGAAUACUUCAACACAGAACCGUUCAAUGGUAAGAAACUCAGCGGCGACAACAGCAUCAAACGGUUGGCGACGACCGACAUCGAGAGCCCAGACGUCGCGAAGCGUAAACUCGAGUAGGUAAAUCGACACUUGGAUCACAUAGGUAUACGCACAGUGCCGCAACUAUAGCGGUGGGACUUACAAUUAACAAAAUAAUUUAAUAUUUAUUGACAUUUAUAUUAUAUAACAACUCUAUUGCAGCUUAUCAGUUAUAAUUUCCAAUAGGAAAUCGACAGUUUAAUGUCCGAAAUGUAGUUGCACAUAAUUGUUUAAAAGUCUCAAAAAAUGAUUUUAAUUUUAAUGAUUUAAAAAAAGUUGUUGAAAACCAUAUCUAUCCAAAUUUAUAUAAGCUGUUACAAAUUGCAGUAACAAUACCUGUAAGUUCAGCUACAUGCGAACACUCAUUUUCCUCAAUGAGGCGUAUAAAAAAUUGGUUAAGAAGUAGUAUGGGACAAGAAAGAUUUAGUUAUUUAUCUAUUUUAUGUAUAGAAAGAGACAUUGCUAAUAUAAUUGACACUCAGGUUAUUGUUGAUCAAUUUUCAAAAAAGGAUAUGUUAUAUAAAAUAAUAGGUAUAUAUGAUAAAAUAAUUAUUUUUACUUUUUUUAUUUAAUAUAAUUUUGUUUAAAAACAUUAUUAUUAUUUAUAAUAAUCAAUACUUUUUAUUAAUAAAUAGGUGUAUUUUUUUAA
Molecule: messenger RNA, 2464 nt
Organism: Rhopalosiphum padi (bird cherry-oat aphid)
Lineage: Eukaryota; Metazoa; Arthropoda; Insecta; Hemiptera; Aphididae
Source: RefSeq, a predicted model, not a curated record